UCCUGCCCUCACGGUCUUUUCCUCAACUUCCUCCUUGGUGUGGUCUGAAGCUCUCAUAACUACAGAUCCGGUCAUCCCUGAGCAUCCUCCUUCCAGCAUCCUUCUGCCAACAUCCCUCUGCCAGAAUUAUUUUGCCAGCAACCAAUUGUCAUCUCAACAGGAUGAAGUUCUGGAUGAUUGUGGCAAUGGUGGCAGCGGUGGGAUUAGUGGCUCACGCUGGAGCCUCACCAAACACACUAUUCGACUUUGAAGGUGACAACCACAAGCACUCUCAAACAGGCGACGCUGGUGACAAGGUCGAGGGCUCGUACAGCUGGACGUCUCCAGAAGGCGUAGAGUUCUUCGUCAAGUACGUGGCUGACGAGAAUGGUUACCGCGUCCUGGACUCCAACGCUGUCCCCGUCUCCUCCUGGGGCGCCCGGGCUGACGGCAACCAGGGCUCCUUCGUCGACUACGAGGGCGAAGGAGGAGGAGCCAAGCAUUAACCUACUCUUUACGCUGGAAACGACUUCGAGACUAAGAAAAUAGAGCUUGAGGACUUCGAAACGAAGAAAUUAGGCUCCGAAAACUUGGAAGCUAGCUUAGAAGGACCUGAGGACUCGGAAGUGACCAGUUGGUCGCGACUCUCUCUCUUAUAAUGUAUAAGUAACAAUUGUAUAUCAUUGUGAAGCGGUGGUUUGGUAACUUAUUUGUAAUUUCAGCCUAAAUGUUGUCCCGUUGCAAGUAGUUAAUCUUGGGCAGAAUAAAACG
Procambarus clarkii (red swamp crayfish) is the source of this 750-nucleotide messenger RNA. RefSeq names its product cuticular protein 47Eg. NCBI's taxonomy places the organism in Eukaryota, Metazoa, Arthropoda, Malacostraca, Decapoda, Cambaridae. Gene Ontology annotation, cellular component: chitin-based extracellular matrix. Gene Ontology annotation, molecular function: structural constituent of chitin-based larval cuticle. The record is from RefSeq and is a predicted model, not a curated record.